Messenger RNA from Choloepus didactylus (southern two-toed sloth), 787 nucleotides. RefSeq names its product tetratricopeptide repeat protein 9C-like. The coding region runs from base 22 to 537 and encodes 171 amino acids. Gene Ontology annotation, molecular function: protein binding. The transcript has a single exon. The record is from RefSeq and is a predicted model, not a curated record. Lineage: Eukaryota; Metazoa; Chordata; Mammalia; Pilosa; Megalonychidae.
AGUCCGGGGCGAUGACGAAUUAUGGAGAAGCGCCGGCAGGAAGCUCAGCUGUACAAGGAGGAAGGAAACCAGCGCUACCGGGAAGGGAAGUACCGAGAUGCCGUGAGGAGGUACCAUCGAGCCCUGCUUCAGCUGCGCGGUCUGGAUCCGAGUCUGCCCUCCCCGAUACCUAAUCUAGGACCUCAGGGCCCGGCUCUCACAUCUGAGCAAGAAAACAUCCUGUACAGCACCCAGACAGACUGCUACAACAAUCUGGCUGUCUGCCUCCUUCAGAUGGAGCCAGUGAACUAUGAACGAGUGAAAGAAUACAGUCAGAAAGUCCUGGAACGACAGCCUGGUAAUGCCAAGGCCUUGUAUCGGGCUGGAGUGGCCUUUUUCCACCUGCAGGACUAUGAGCAGGCUCAGCACUACCUCACGGCCGCCAUCAGCAGACAGCCAAAAGACACCAAUGUCCAGCGGUAUCUCCAGCUGACACAGUCGGAACUCAGCAGCUACCAUCAGAAAGAGAAGCAGCUCUACCUGGGCAUGUUUGGUUAACAAAGAUGUGCCUCCGCUUGAACUUAGGUGGACAGCUAGAGAUCCAUCAAGGGGAGACCUGAGACCCAGGAAGAGAAAUUAACCCCAGACAUCUGACCCACAUGGAUUUUUGUUUUGUUUUGAGCCCUGCACAAACUUUUUCCUACUUACACAGGCUGUGUCUUUAUUUGUCCAUCCAUCUUUAUAUUUGUAUAGUUUUUGAUACAUGUUAUUCUGGGGCAUUUUUUUUUUUACUGUGCGAAAUACAACC